GUGAGUAUCAAAUUCUGGCAGUGUGUGUAGUCGCGGAGUGACGGGUGUUGGAUUAGAUUUCGUUUUUGCGAUUGUAAUUCAUUAUUUGUUAUAGCUUCUUUCCGUGUUAAAUCUGUUACAGUAAAUUACAAAAGUAAUAUUUCUUUGUCAUGUUCAUUUGCAAUUAAAUUACGUGGUCUUGUGUUCAUAAAAAAUAUUCUGCGAAUGAGAAUGAUCAGCAUGUGUCACCACUCAUCAACAAAUUCUGUGAAACGGUGAACAGUCGCGAUGUGAGAAAAGUUAUGAUAUCAGCUGAAUAUCGACUUGAUUUAGUUAGUGUUUGUGUUGCGAACCAGUGUUAUUUAUUUUUUGUCUGGUGAAGGUGAUAAAUUCAGACUCAAAAUGGCGGACCUCGAGGCUGUGCUGGCAGACGUCAGCUACUUGAUGGCUAUGGAGAAGUCGAAAUGCACUCCAGCAGCAAGAGCUAGUAAAAAAAUAGUUCUGCCAGACCCAAGUGUUCGGAGUGUAAUGCACAAAUAUAUGGAAAAGAAGAAUGAAGUAAAUUUUGACAAAAUAUUCAAUCAAGUCUUAGGUUAUUUAUUAUUUAAGGAAUUUUGUGAACAGACUUCUGAUGAACCAGUGCCACAAUUAAAAUUUUACGAAGAGAUUAAAUUAUAUGAAAAACAAGAAUGUAUUGAAGAAAGGCGGCGGAUCGCACGGGAUAUUUAUGACAAUUUUAUUAUGAAAGAACUUCUAGCACAUUCACACGAUUAUUCAAAAGAAUGCGUAGCGCAUGUACAAAAAUAUUUAAUGAAGCACGAAGUACCACCAAAUCUAUUCGAGCCUUACAUUGAGGAAAUCUUCCAACACCUACGAGGAGAGCCAUUUAAACUUUUCUUAGAAAGCGACAAAUACACAAGGUUUUGUCAAUGGAAAAACUUAGAAUUAAACAUUCAGCUCACAAUGAACGACUUCAGCGUGCACCGUAUUAUUGGGCGAGGCGGCUUCGGCGAGGUUUACGGGUGUCGUAAGGCGGAUACCGGCAAAAUGUACGCGAUGAAGUGUCUCGACAAGAAGCGUAUAAAAAUGAAGCAAGGGGAGACUUUAGCCCUCAACGAGAGGAUUAUGCUCUCACUAGUCAGUACAGGGGUCGACUGCCCGUUUAUAGUGUGCAUGACGUACGCAUUCCACACGCCAGACAAGCUGUGCUUCAUACUGGAUCUGAUGAACGGCGGUGAUCUGCACUAUCAUCUGUCGCAGCAUGGCGUCUUCAACGAGGCCGAGAUGAAGUUUUACGCCGCUGAAGUCAUAUUAGGUUUGGAACACAUGCACAAACGUCACAUAGUUUAUAGAGAUCUGAAGCCGGCGAACAUACUCCUCGAUGAACACGGUCACGUCAGAAUAUCGGAUCUCGGUCUCGCCUGUGACUUCUCGAAAAAGAAACCCCACGCUAGUGUUGGCACUCACGGCUAUAUGGCACCUGAGGUUCUCUCCAAGGGCACCGGCUACGAUUCCUCCGCCGACUGGUUCAGUUUCGGCUGUAUGCUGUACAAGCUCCUGAAGGGACACUCGCCAUUCCGCCAACACAAGACCAAGGAUAAACACGAGAUCGAUAGAAUGACCCUCACCAUGAAUUACGAUAUAUUCCAGAAUGUGGAGCUCCCGGAGUCGUUCAGCCCCAGUUUGAAGAGCUUGCUCGAAGGUCUGCUGCAGAGAGACAUCAACAAGAGGCUUGGCUGCAAGGGACGGGGUGCGGAUGAAGUGAAAGAGCACGUGUUCUUCGCGGGCAUCGAUUGGCAGCAGGUGUACCACCAGAAGUACACGCCGCCGCUGAUACCGCCGCGCGGCGAGGUCAACGCCGCCGACGCCUUCGAUAUCGGCAGCUUUGACGAGGAAGAUACUAAAGGCAUCAAGCUAACGGAAGCUGACCAGAUGCAAUACAAAGACUUCCCGCUGGUGAUAUCAGAACGCUGGCAGUCGGAGGUCGCGGAGACCGUGUUCGAGACCAUCAACCAAGAGGCUGACAAAAUGGAGCAGAAGAAGAAGGCUAAACAGAAACAGAAGUUCGACGCUGAUGAAAAAGAAUCGGACUGCAUACUCCACGGCUACAUCAAGAAGCUGGGUGGUCCGUUCGCAAGCGCGUGGCAGACUCGCUACGCGAAGCUGUACCCGAACAGGCUGGAGCUGCACCUCGAGAACAGCGCCAAGCCCGAGAUGAUCUUGCUCGAUACCGUCGAGGAAGUCUCCUCGGACCUCGUCUCGAUUAAGGGCGAGCAGUGCAUCGUGCUGCGGACGAGAAAUGAUACGAAAAUUGUGCUCACGAACACAGACGAGAUCGGUCUGAAGGAGUGGGCGCUGUCGCUGCGGUCGGCGCACAAGUGCUCGCAGGAGCUGCUGGCGUCCAUGGCGCGCAAGGCGGGCAAGAUCUACGGCACGGAGGCCGAGCCGCGCCUGGCGCCGCCGCCCGCCGCGCCCAACGGCGGCAACUAGCACGAGCCCGCCGCGCCGCCCGCGCACUCCGCGCAGCCGGCGCCGGCGCGCAAGAUGUUCCGCCGCUCCAAGAGCGCCGCGCAGCUCAUCAAGUGAGGCCCGGGGCCCGCCACCACCUCACCGCAUUUUAUUGUUGUACGAAUUAAUGUGAUAGGACCGAGCAAAUUAACUAAACUACGAUGUAUAAAUAUAUAUUUCGUUUACCUCCCGUGACUUUCGAUUGUGGGUAAAAUAGUAACUUUUGUAAUCGUUUGCACCGAUUGAAUUUUGUAAUUAUUAACGUAACGUUCUGGAUGUUGUAUUUAACUCUGUGGUAGGUAUUGUAAAAAUUUAAUAACUUAUAAUUCGAGUAGAUAAUCAUAGCGACUACCUAUAUGUGUUUGUGCAAUAGAUCAAAAAUAUAUUAAAGUAAUGAAGAACGUAAUGAGUAAUCGGUCGAGUCGGUUAAAAUUAAAAUUAGCGAAUGUCUUGACAAUUUUAAUGCAAUUGGAUUGUUCGUUGUGCGUAUAAUUAUAGAAGCUUCAAAUUAAUCGAUUUAUAUCGUAAUUAGAAAUUCUAGCACUUUGGUUACGACUCUGAUAAUAUAAUUGCACACAGGUGGAGAUGUUCGAGCUGUUUGUGUUGUCUCCGGUUGCUCUCUUACGCAAUGUUGUCUAAGUUAACUGUUACAAAUAGUUCCUUUAAGUAUAAUGUAAAGCGGAACAAUUUCUUUAUUUAUUAUAACGGUACUUAAAUAUAACACAUGUCUGUUGUGUUCGGAACCAACUGUUCAUAUUAAGUUUCAACAUUAUUUAUAUAAUAAAUAGAAAACAAUCUAAGUAGAUCUAAUAAAAAUCUCUUUUUCAUAUAAUAUUUAGAGGCAAUACUUUUCUAACAACAUUUAGGUGUGAUUAAUAACAAUAGUUGUAAAGGCAAUAUUUAGAUGAAAAAAAAAUUAUUAUAGCAUGUUCAAUGUCCAUGAAUUUAUGUGGAAACUAUUUUAAUUAGUAUUUAUUCCAUAGACAGUUUAUUAUGGCCUGGCCACAAUGACAUUUGUAUGUUGUGUAUGUUUUAUAAUAAUAGUAUAGCAAUGCAAAUUUUAGUUAUUAAUUGUUUUGAGUCUGAUGCAGAUUUAGUUUACUUACAAAUCAUGACGGUGUGUCGUUCGAUGCCAUAGUUAUUUUUAGACCUCCAUAUUCAUUAGUAUAUGACGGACAUCUACAUAAUUUAAGAAGCUGAGCAAUACUUAGAAUGGUCGUCAGGGUGAUGUGAACAUCAACUUGUAUAUCAUAAUUUGAAUAGAACAGAUAUUAUUAAGAAUUUAUAAGGUUAAAGUAGCUUUUGUUGCUAAAUAUUAAUUAACCUUGAAAUAUAUAUAUCAACUAAUGUAAAUAGGAAACCAAAUUUUAUCUUGUUAUUUAUUUAUUGGGACUUGGUCAUCCUUGAGGGCUGCAACAGUGUCAAUAGUGGCAGGGUAUCUUAAUAACGUGCUCAAAGAGUAUACUAUAUACUUCUGAGGCAUCUAAUGUGAUCCCUUUUUCUCCUAAGGGGGUUACUUGUGAGGGAUGUUAAAUCCAUAUGCCAAGAUUAAAAGGCUCAGCUAUCCCUUAGAUACUAAUGCUGACACAGACCACCUUGUAAUAUGACCUUGUCUCAAUGAAUAAACCGUUAUAGUUGUAUAACAAAACAGCAUUGCUUUGCUUCUUACUUGUGUUUUUAAUUACAUAUGCAUUAACUAGACACUUGCGUUAAUAUGCAUUCGUAAGCACAGUGCAUAGUUAAAUAAAUAACACAAUUGUAAUACAUUUUUAAUAUAGAAAUUAGAUGCUAGUCAGAUAAAUUUUACUACACUGAUUGAUUUUAAUAAAACUAAGUAAUUUAUAUGUGUAAUGUAAUAGCUAUUACAGCUAAACAGUAUUAUAGGUUAGUUGUUUUCUUGAUAAAAUCUUUCUAUUGUGAUAUGUUUCAAACGUUUGCAUAGAAUAGAUGUAUCUGUGACAGUAGUUCUCUUCCUCCUGGUAUAUAUCAUCAGAUGUUUCUAAGAGCUUAGUUGCUAAUUUUCGCGUAACGAAAUGCCGCUUUAGAAUAUUUGAUUGCUGAGUAUAUAUUAAAGCAUGACAUUGGCUACGAGUAGUAUUAGUUAGCACAUUUGAAGGCUAGAACCUGAAUUGCGUUUGCUAAAUUCUUCAUGAAUUUCAAGGCCAAAGUAGUCGGGGAUAAUCAACAUUCCGGUAUGCCAAAUUAGAUUAUAAUGGUCGGUAAAUAUGAUGCAUUUAAAAGAUUUUAUUAUUUAUUGCGCACAAUAUUGUUUGCCUCACUAUUGAGCUAUUAAUAGAUUGCUUGUUUAUGCAACACAUGAGUAUAAAUUGUAAUGUCGAUAGGUACCGGCUAUGUCUGCAUCAGACAAACUGUUACAUACCUCUGUUAGAAAUAUUUUUAUUGUGAACCUACAUUAUGUGUAGUAAAUUGUUUAUUUAAUCA
Messenger RNA from Trichoplusia ni (cabbage looper), 4929 nucleotides. It is a transcript of the gene Gprk1, whose product is annotated as G protein-coupled receptor kinase 1. Gene Ontology annotation, biological process: protein phosphorylation; G protein-coupled receptor signaling pathway; regulation of signal transduction. Bases 382 to 2469 code for a protein of 695 amino acids. The transcript has 16 exons. The record is from RefSeq and is a predicted model, not a curated record. Gene Ontology annotation, molecular function: G protein-coupled receptor kinase activity; ATP binding; G protein-coupled receptor binding. Lineage: Eukaryota; Metazoa; Arthropoda; Insecta; Lepidoptera; Noctuidae.